UUGACAUAGUUAGUGUUUUCCAAGAGAUUACAAAAAUGGCUUGCAAAGAGCUACCAGAAGAGUUGGUAGUAAUGAUCCUUGUUAGGCUCCCUGUAAAGUCUGUGGUACGAUUUAGAUGCAUAAGCAAAGGCUAUAAUGCUCUCACUAGAGGAGCUAGUUUCGUCACUGAACAUCUUUCUCACUCCAUUGCCAAGGCAAAAAGCAAAUCCAACUUCCUUGUUUUUCACCAAAUAAACAAGUUUUUUAUUUCACAGGUCUCUGAAGAUGAACAAUCAUCACAACCCACCCUUGUUGAUUUGAAGCCACCAUUCAUCUACCUUGAAAAUGAAAACAACAUCAUAGUGCAUGCUCAUUCCAACGGAAUCAUUUACCUUGAACUGAUGGGUGUUCCACGCAACCCGAAUCCAAAGAUUCUUUGGAAUCCAGCCACCAGAGAGGUAAAGUUUCUUCCUUUGCCUCCUCCAACCAAACACGUGCACUGUAACUACUUCCAUAUGGCGCACGGUUUUGGUGUUGAUCCCAGGACAAACGACUACAAGGUCGUGAACAUUGUAGUGGGUGCAGAGUUUCUCUUGAAGGAAGAUGAAAGGCUUAGUGGUCAGGUAUACAACCUUCGCUCUGAUUCAUGGAAAGUGGUUAAUGUUAGUGUCCUUGCAAGAUACAUAGCUAAAUCCAUGUUUAAUUCUUAUCUGAAUGGAGCUUAUCAUUGGUUAGCCGAGUCUGGUGAAGUUGAAUUUGUGCUAUGUUUUGACAUGAGUGAUGAUGUGUUUUGGAAAAUGAACCUACCCCAAGUUACACCUGAGGAGAAGAAGAAAUUCUACAUUAGGCAUUCAAAUGUUGUUGUUUUGAAUGAACGUGUUGGAUAUGUUAGGGAGUACAUGCGUUCUGAAAUUCGUUUUGAGAUUUGGAUGAUGAAUGAAUAUGACGUGGAAGAGUCUUGGGUGAGAAUGUUUCACCUUUUGCGUGGACCUUGUCCUGAAAAUAUUGUGGAGUUUUGGAAAGAUGAUGGUGAUGUUGAAGUACUAGGAGGGGAAGAGUAUCAACCAUUGGUUUUGUACAAGAUUGGUGAACAACGGAUAAUGAAAGAGUUUUCUAUUCGCUUAGGAAUUGAGCAUCGUGCUUUUAGAUAUGUGGAGAGUGUUGUUCGCUUAUCUGACUUGGUUAAUGAGGAAGCUUGAAGUUCUGUUUGGACCAAUUCAUGAUGACAUUAAUUUGAUGAUUUUUUUUCAUGAUUUAUGUUGUUAAUUGCGUUUUUUUAUAAGUUGUAGUUAAUCAUGUACCAUGAAGAUA
Molecule: messenger RNA, 1290 nt
Organism: Lotus japonicus
Lineage: Eukaryota; Viridiplantae; Streptophyta; Magnoliopsida; Fabales; Fabaceae
Product: F-box/kelch-repeat protein At3g06240-like
Exons: 1
Coding region: 36-1178 (380 amino acids)
Molecular function (GO): protein binding
Source: RefSeq, a predicted model, not a curated record